Molecule: messenger RNA, 7131 nt
Organism: Hippopotamus amphibius kiboko
Lineage: Eukaryota; Metazoa; Chordata; Mammalia; Artiodactyla; Hippopotamidae
Product: KIAA1958 ortholog
Exons: 4
Coding region: 257-2407 (716 amino acids)
Source: RefSeq, a predicted model, not a curated record
CGGAGCCCAGGGCGCACGGAGCGGCGCGCCCCGGUCGGCCGAGCCUGGCUGGCGCCCCCGUCCCCCGCCCCUCUGUCCGUCGCCUUCCCCUCUCCACUUGCCUUCGCUCCCCGGCCCUGGGGCCGCACUCCUUCUCUCGCCUCCGUCCCGCCCCGUCCAGCCCGCGCUGCCCGGCUCCCGCAGGCCCCCGCGCUGCCCGCGUUCCUAUGGACAGACGCACAGACACCUGCAGGAAAGACACUGCUGAUCCUGUAACAUGGAGGAUUGCCUUCAUACCUCAUCUGAGAAUCUGUCCAAAUUGGUCAGCUGGGCCCACAGCCAUGGGACUAUUUGCAGCCUCAUUCCAAACCUGAAACAUUUGCUUUCAGAAGGUUCCCAUGGGAACCUGACAGCAAUGUGGGGCUGUAGUGCGGGCCAUGCUUAUCACUGGCCACUGACAGCUACUUGCAGAGCUGGCUCCCAAGAAAGGGUCUGUUUCCAGGAUAACAGAAGUUUUAACUCUGAUAGUCCCAGUAUAAUUGGAGUGCCCUCUGAGACACAAACUAGCCCCGUUGAAAGGUACCCUGGGAGACCAGUGAAAGCAAAGCUAGACUGUAAUCGGACCAGAGACUCUUAUGACUUCUCUUACUGCAGUGAGCCCUCCGAACUGGAUGAAGCUGUUGAAGAGUACGAAGAUGAAAACACUCUGUUUGACAUGGUUUGUGAGUCUUCUGUUACAGAUGAAGAUAGUGACUUUGAACCCCAAACCCAGAGGCCUCAAAGCAUUGCUCGAAAAAGGCCUGGAAUAGUUGCAUCCUCUCUCCAUUCGAGCUCCCAAGCUCAAAUGAUUGAUGAAUGCAGCAGUGAUGUCAUCAUUAAGAAAAUCAAACAAGAGAUUCCUGAAGAUUAUUAUAUUGUGGCGAAUGCAGAGCUGACCGGAGGGGUAGAUGGACCAGCCCUGUCGUUGACGCAGAUGGCAAAACCCAAGCCUCAGACUCACGCUGGUCCCUCCUGUAUAGGGUCUGCUAAACUGAUUCCCCAUGUAACAUCUGCCAUCAGCACAGAGCUAGAUGCACAUGGUGUGUCUGCAUCGCCCUCUGUGAUGUCCAGACCAAUUGUCCAGAAGACUGCCAGGGUGUCUCUGGCUUCACCAAACAGAGGACCCACUGGUGCCCAUGGCACCAGCCAGCAGGUGGCCAUGCAGAUGCCUGUGAGCACAUCCCAUCCUAACAAACAGAUCAGCAUCCCUUUGUCUGCCCUGCAGCUGCCUGGACAGGAUGAGCAAGUUGCUUCUGAAGAGUUCCUGUCCCAUCUGCCCAGCCAGGUCUCCUCCUGUGAGGUGGCCCUUUCUCCCUCAGUUAACACAGAGCCAGAAGUGAGCUCCAGUCAGCAGCAGCCCCCAGUCGCUCUAACCAUAACCACUGAGGCCACGGCACAGUGCAUACCAGCCUAUUCUACUAAGCUCAACAAAUUUCCUGUAUUUAAUAUUAACGAUGACUUGAAUGAUCUGUGUACCAGUGCAGUAAGCCCAAAUACGACCAAAGCGACACGGUAUGCCCUGAAUGUGUGGCGAUAUUGGUGUAUGACCAAUGGGCUCAAAGAUCACACAGACAUCACCAAGAUCCCUGCAGUGAAGUUGAACGAGCUGCUCGAGAACUUUUAUGUCACCGUCAAGAAGAGUGACGGCUCAGACUUCCUGGCCACAUCGCUCCACGCCAUCCGCCGAGGCCUGGACCGCAUCCUGAAGAAUGCAGGUGUGGGCUUUUCCAUCACCAGCAGCACCUUCAGCUCUUCCACCAAGAAACUCAAGGAGAAGCUGUGGGUGCUGAGUAAGGCAGGGAUGUCAGGGGCCCGUUCUCGCAACAUCGUCUACUUCUCCCUCUCUGAUGAGGAGGAGAUGUGGCAGGCAGGGUGUCUGGGGGAUGACAGCCCUAUCACCCUCCUGUCCACCGUGGUCAAGUACAACAGCCAAUACCUGAACAUGCGGACGCUGCAGGAGCAUGCCGAUCUGAUGUACGGUGACAUCGAGCUGCUCAAAGACCCACAGAACCAGCCCUAUUUUGCCCGGACAGACAGCGUCAAGCGGGAGAGUCGGAGUGGCUCCACGCGAGUGUGCCACGGGAAGAUCUACCACGAGCAUUCCCGGGGACACAAGCAGUGCCCUUACUGCCUCCUCUACAAGUACAUGUUCAUCCACCGGCCACCCACCCAAAUGGAGGCCAAGUCCCCGUUCUACCUUACCGCCAGGAAGGAGGCCGCAGACAUGGGCAGUGUGUGGUACGAGGAGCAGAGGAUGGGACUGCGGUCUCUCCGGGGAAUUGUCCCAAACUUAGCCAAGAAGGUCAAGCUGGAAAACUGUGAGAACUUCACCUUCGUCUCGUUUACUCAGGUCUCCCGGAGGCUUGGCUCCCACCGCUGCUGCCAGUGAGUCAUCCCUGGGUCCUGGCUCACACUGGCAGGCGGGCGCCCCCCCCCCCGCAGCCAAGGCGGCUUCUGAGGCAACAGGGUGCCAGUGACUUCAUGGUCAGGCUGGUCCCUGUCAGUGGGGCUUCCUAUUUCUUUGACUUGCGGUCUGUGUUUUUUAACUGAAAGUAGAUGAGUGACUAUUUAGGAUGUUUUAUCCAGAUGUGUGUCACCUUUGUUAAAUGAUAGAAUCUAAGACAAUGUAUAAAUUGCUACAUACACAAGAGUGAGGACGUUCAUUUUAUCUAGUGCCUUUUUAGCACAGAUUUUCUAAAAAAGAGAGAGAGAAAGAAAACUGUUUAAGUAGUCAUUAAAAAAAAAAAAUCCCAGUAGCCUCGUAGCUUUAGAAUGUCAUGAAGACGAGAAACAUUUUGUUGAAUUACACUCACAGUGAGCCAUGAGGAAGAGAGAGGCAGACAUGUUAACCACUUCCAGGAGAAAAAUUGCACUUGGCACUCCUCUUUAUGUUUUGCUGAUGGACAACUUGGUCCUGCAGAGCAAGCAGCCUCGCUUGAUGAAAGGUGGUGGAGCGCCACUCAGUCAUGCUGAUAGGAAGGCAGGGGCUGCUCUCAGCACUGGGAGGGGCUUGAUCUCUGCAUCAGUGGAGACAAGAUUCAUGCACCAAAUGGUGCUUGUGAGAACAAGGUUUCCAGUGCACUGGAUGGUGCGCACCAUGAGGGAAUUUCCAGUAGUGAAAGUGUCGUGGAAAUGCGGUCUGUGAUCAAAACGUGAAAAACCUCCUGAAGCAGAAGUGCCUACAUGUUCUUUCUCAGUGUCAUGUGAAAGCUAUUUUCGUUUGAACAUUUUUUAGAUGUGUUUUUUUUUUUUAAUCUGUUCUUUGUGUCAUACAGUUGAUCUGUAAGCGUAUAGCACUGGAUCUGUCAAACAACUGAAAGUAAUUUUCAGGCUUAACCAGGAAAAUCCAACAAAAGCUGCAAAGAAAACAAAUCCCAAAAUGUGUUAAGAGUUUUGAAAUAUUUUUGUCAAAGGACGACUCUUUCAGCCGCAAGAGAUGUCAUCAUUUUAGGUUGGCACCAGUGCUUUGGACACGAUGAUUUAGGCAACCUACCAGGUAAGCAAACCCAGCAUCAGACCAUGAUGACAGGUUAUUAAUACAGUUUGAAAUCAUUUCACUCAGGUGAGAUUUGACCUGACCACAUGUUAUUCAAAUAUUAACAGAAUGUUAUAAUAACUGCUCUGAAUAAGUGAAAAAAGAAGCCCAAAGAGUACUAAUUAAUAAUAAUAAUUUCUAGGGAAUCUUUAUUUUGCAUUUGAUGAAAGACUACUACAACUUUAUACCAUUUUGUUCCUGUGUAUGCUUUCUAAUCCACAAUUGAAAUUUCAGUAUACAUUCAUUUUGUAGGAGUCCUGAAAUCAGUCCUAUUUCUUUUUCAAAACGUUAUUUUAGUAUUUAUUUCAAUUAAUUGUUUUAAAAAAUCAUUCACUGGUCAUUGAAAUAUAUAUAAUACUUCCUUUACUGGAGAAGACUCAACCAAUGCUGCCUUAAGGUUUAAUGUUUUAAUGUUCCCUUUUUAGUUCCUGCACAUUUAUAAUUUUGUUUACUAGUUGAUCUUUCCUGAAUAUAGAUUAACUUUGGUAUGUCUCCAUCUGCAUAUAAAUAACAGGUAAUAGUUAAUAAGUAUUCUAACUUGAUAUUGCAUACUGUUCUGUUGUGGUUUCCUAUAGGGAUUUUAGGGUUUUGAUUAAAAAGAGACACAAAACAUGAGGUACAGUUUCCUUUAGUUGCUGAACACCCAAAGGAAAUUUUGUUUGAGGAAAGCAAAUGGUCAUUUUUCUUGUGAGCACUGCACUUAAACAUGUGAACUGUUGGGCAGAGCCUGCAGCCUAGUUAAUGAGACCUCCAUUUUUAUCUUAAAUAGAUUCAAGAAGAAAUUGCCAUUAGGUAUCAGUGGGAGCUUUUCAGAUUUUAACAUUUCCAAAAGUAGCAAUAACUGAUCCCGAGGCUGUCAUCUUUCUGUUGAUAGUGGCUUUUCAUCAGCUGAAUAACAAUCUCUGCCUCAGAUUUGUCGUUUAUCACCUAUUUGAUGCACUUUCAACCCUCAAAGUUCUGAAGUGAAUGAUUAUAAUCAAAAUCAGGAGGUAGAAUCUGCAGUGAUAUCUGAUGGAAGGAAAGAAUCUUAUUUCAGCAUCCUAAAUGCCGUUCAUUACAUGCCUCCUUGGGGAAUGGGAGUGAGAAAGAAAACAUUUAUCAAGAGCUACUCUGUGCCACCCACUAUAUAGGUACUUUUUCUAUUAUAUAUUUGUGUGUAGGCAUGUACAUGUGUAUGCACACACACACUUUAAGUUGAGGUGUGGUCACACCCAGUAAACCUGCUAACAUGGUGAAGCACCUGUCCAUCUAUAUGGCUGUGUCCAUGCUCAGAGGAUCUGAAGGAGGCCAGAGUAGCCAGUUCUAGUUGGGCUUCAGAGCUAAGGCAGUUGUUCUGUCUUUUCAGCCAGCCGUAAACCAUACCCACGGGGGACUCCAGGGUUUUCUACUGUUGGCCUAAGACAGGAGAAAGGAGAAUCCCAAGAGAAGAAAGGGGGAGGUCCAGAGUGUUCUCCCCACUUACCUUUAGCUUUUUUUACUCAAAAGUGGGAACGAAUAUUGGGAAUUUGCACGUUCACCUAGGCACAAGUUGCUGCGGCUCUACAUCAGGAAUGGUGGUGCUGUAGGUGUUAUGGGAGCACCUGUGGAGUCCUUUGGGCGAGCUCUUGCCCACAGCACCUUCUGCCCCUGCUCUAAAGGGAGCCUUGUUUGCUUGGUACCUCCUCCCCAGAAUCUAGCUGGUCUCCCCUUGGAAUUUUAUUCUGGCAGAGAUGAUCGGGGCUUCAGCUUAAAGGGUAUGAUUCAGUGAAAUGUAAAGGCUUUAGCACAGCACUUUUCACAUAGUAAUUAUGCAGUAAAGCUUAGCUAUUUUAGUUAUAACGUGGUAAAAGUAAUAAGAUUAUUCAGCUAAUCUGCAUUAUACUACUUAUUCCUUCCAUUAUGGAGAUUCUCUCUCCUUUAAACUGUUAAAUUUGAAGAGGAAACCAAACCUAAUAAUCUGGUCACAUUUAUACCCAUAAAUUCUACCUCCAGCACAUCCCAGCCCUGAUACCUCAGAUAUAAGCAAAAACAAAUUAAAGAAUAGAGAAGCCCUGAGAGGUUUUGUGAGAAAGUCUUUCCAUUGUUUAGUAUGUUUGCAAAGGGGAGUGUUAUGGGAAAACCUAACCAAAGUUGUGAAAUAAGUGGUCUCCUUGGUCAUGUGGCAUGUCCCACCUUUCUUUGGAUUAUCACCCUGACUGAUAAGUGGUAUUUACAGAAAUAUGAAACUCUGUUACUUUGAUUUUUAUUUUAAUUCGUCCUUAUUAAAAGCAUCAUGCGCUAUACCCACCCUAUCAGCGUGUUCAUAGACAGCUGUGGAGAGAAUCUAGACAAAAUUAUUCGCCUGUAGAGCGGAAGCCUCUGGCUAGAGAAGGAAGAUGACCAGACUGGCCGCGCCUUCUCUACUCACCUGGCAAAUGCUGGUCUCACUUUCCUCAGCUGUAAAGUGAGAUCAUUGGAACGGAUCAUCUCCGAAGUGAACAGUGUUACAUUUCUACAGUUCCUCAAGGCCAUAUAGUUAGGAAGUGGCAAAACUAGGAGGCCGAGUUCCUAAUUCCUCACGAUCAUAUACUGAAUCUCCUGCAUUAGUGCUUCUUGCUAUAUUGGAACAUGUUCUUUAUGAAUAAUAAUUUUCUUGAAGUUUCAGGUUUCCUAACUCAGAUUAUUUUGCUAUCUUUAUAGGCAGCAGAAUGUUGAUUAUUUUUCUCAGAUUAGGCUAACAUUAAGCACAUUAUUACCACUUAAAUAAACAGAAUGUUUAAAUAUUACACUUAUCAGACAUGCAUCACUUUGUUGCUUUUAUUGAAAUCUGGAUUGCUAAUCCUUUUUGAGCUAGUAACCAGUUACCUUCAGGCAUCAAGAAAUGCAAACAAUGAAGACCUCAAAGAAGAGUUACCUCAUUUUCUCUACAGAAGCUCCAGUUUAGUCUAAGUUAAGGCCCUUACAUAUUGAGAAACUAUUAACAAAUAGCCCUGAACCGAAGAAUACAUGAAAAGUUUCAAAUUUGUAUGUAUCUUUAAAUGCUGUUACUUUGGGGAUGAAUUUUUAAUGCUCUGUUUUAAAAGAAAAACAUUCAGUUGUUUAGGCAGAGUUCUUGGGUAAAAAUCUUUGUUGAAUUUUUCCAUAUAAAUUAUCACCUGAGCAAAAACAUGAGUGGGGGGAGAGAUUGGUGAUGACCUAAAGCCGAACUCCUUUUCUGAGAGAAGAGGAGGCUGUGGGGGAUGAACAACUAGCUUCUCUCUGGAAAUUCCUAUCUGUUCUGUACUCGUGUAUCCUGACACCAUAGGGUUUCCCAAAACUCCUUUGCAGGAGGCUGCCCAUCCUUCUCGCAAAGUUCCCCAAUUAUUAUGAUGAUGAUUUUGAGUACUUCUAGUUCUCUACAGCCCAAGAAAUCCAGAGAGUUUCCUUGUGUUUUAAUUGUUGAUCAGAAUCAGAUUUUUAUGCUCAAAGUGCUUUCUUACUUAUCUAUCAUUUAUCUAUAUUUAUUAUUUAUCUACAUUUAUCUAUCAUUUGGAAGUUCAUAAUUUCAGGAAAUAGUUAUUAAGACCAAAAAAGAUGAUUGGAUUAUAUGUAGAUGCAUAUUGCUUCCAUUACUAUUAAAA